Clunio marinus is the source of this 5888-nucleotide messenger RNA. The record is from the annotation of a GenBank genome assembly. Lineage: Eukaryota; Metazoa; Arthropoda; Insecta; Diptera; Chironomidae.
AAACUUUUAAACGUCUGAUCAUUUGAGGACUGAUUUUCUAGUUAAUUAUUAAUAACAAUAAGUAAAAUGAAUUGUUGUCGACUCUGUGGUGAAGAAAAGCCAUUUUUCGAAUUCAAUGUGGAGCUUAGCGAUGAAUCAAAUUCAAAGUGUACAUUCAAAGAAUUGAUAGAAUAUCACACUCGUGUAAUAAUUGAUGAGAAUAAACUUUUACCACAAACAGUAUGUGAUGGAUGUCAACGCAAAAUUGAAGAUUUUGUACAAUUUUCAUCAAAUGUUCAGUUAACACAGACACAGUUAGCUGAAAGAAACAUCGAAAAUCCAAUUGAUAUUCCACCAAUAGAAUUCAUGGAAUGUUUUGUGAAACUUGAACGAUAUGAAUGUGAUAAUAUAGUUCAAGAUUUCGAAGUAGUUGAUAUUCCUAUGGCAGAUGAAUUUGAGUACAAAGAAAGUCCAAGAAGAAAAUCUCAAAAGAAAAUAAGACAAAAAAUCAAAAAAACUUCUAUUAAAAAGGAAUCCGAAUCUUCUAACACCCGAAUCUCCACCAGAUCUUCAACAAACUUAGGUUUUAAAGAAGCCAUCGAGAUUAAAAUAAAAAAGAGCAGUUCUGUUCAAAUAGAACCCAAACAGAAUUUAUUUGGCAGUGAAAUUGAUUCAUACGAAAAACUUUUCAAAGAUGAAAUCGAACGUAACUCAAGAUACAAUGUUUACUUGCAUUUGAAUAUUGAUGAAAUUUAUAAACUUCCUAAUGGAGAAAUUCAAGGAGAGAUUGCAGAGAAAUAUUUUCCUAUAAGAUGGAAAGAUAUUUUGAUGUGCUCGAUAUGCAAGAAAAGGUUUGAAAAUAUGGAAGAGCUUGAAGUUCACGGAAACAACGAUCAUGGAAAAGCGAACUGGAAAAUUGUGAGUGCAAAAGAUGAAAGUUUCAGUGGCAAGAUUGAUUGUGUUACGUUCUUAAAUCAAAUGAUAAUUUCUUUCUUCUACGAGGAUCUGAGAUUCUGUUGCGUUAUCUGUUCUAAAAUGUUUUUUGAUUGUUUGUCACUUGUCAACCAUUAUAAACGACAUGAAAAUGAAUACUCGAAUUUAAUAAUGUGCUAUAUUUGUGGACUUUAUACGAAGAAUUUAGAGCAAAUGAAAAAUCACAAAGCUCUUCACGCUGUCAAAGAAUGGUCAUCAAAUGGAGAAAUUUGUGAAAAGGUUCAUCAAAGAUAUCUCGGAGAUCCGACUAAAAAUAUGAUAAAUCCACAAGUGGCUGAACAUGAAAGACUUCCUGGAGGAACUGUCACUGAUGAGUGUCAGCAAAGACUUGCAGUAGAUUGGAGUUAUGGAAAUUUCCAAUGUAAGUUAUGUUGCAUUGAGUUUCAGAAUCCUCCUGAACUUUUUCUUCACUCUCGGAAACAACAUGGAGAAGGAUUUACAGGUGGUAGUUAUGGAUGCAAGAUAUGCGCAGAACAAAAGAAAUAUAUAAUUAAAAAUACGUUCAAUUAUAUUUUCACCUUUAUUUCUCAUUCUUUUGAGGAAAAUCAUCACGAAAGCAUAAAAUUUUCAUGUAUUCGUUGCAUGAAAGUUUUUUGGAACACUUUUGCUCUCUCAAAUCAUUACCGAAAUGUUCAUCCUAUGUUCACUGCUAUUUACUGUAACCAUUGCGGUAUUGUCGUCAGGGACUCUUCCCAAGCCAUGAAACAUUACAAGAAUAAAGAAGUUCUAAAUGAGGACGAAAAGAUUGAAAAGAAAAAGAAAAAGAGUGUUUACGUUUGUCACGUUUGUGCCAAAAAAUGUGAAUACGAAUCAAUACUUCUCAACCAUCUUCAAAUACAUGAACCAAAGAAAAUCAAAGAAGACAACUCAAGCGAAAUAUUUGCAUGUAACGUUUGCACCAUGACAUUUCCAGACAAGUAUAGAUUACAUUGUCACAAGCGAGUUCACCUGAAAUACGAGGAAAAACUUCUCCAUAAAUGUGAUAAGUGUGAUAAAAAAUAUGUUUCAAAAAGUAUGCUGAAAGAUCACAUUGCGGGAGUUCAUGAAAAUCGUAAAGAACAUCAAUGCUCUCAGUGUGAAGACCGCUUCAUUUUCAGAACUACAUUGAAAGCGCACAUAGAAAGACGACACAUUACGCAUCGGCGUUAUAAUUGCACAGUAGAAUCAUGUGAAGGAUCAUCUUAUAAAAAAUGGAGUACUUUGUAUUUUCAUUGUAAAAACAAACACAAUCUAGACAUCCGUUCAGAGGCUUACAAAAAGAGACACAAUAUAAAGAGUGUUUACGUUUGUCACGUUUGUGCCAAAAAAUGUGAAUACGAAUCAAUACUUCUCAACCAUCUUCAAAUACAUGAACCAAAGAAAAUCAAAGAAGACAACUCAAGCGAAAUAUUUGCAUGUAACGUUUGCACCAUGACAUUUCCAGACAAGUAUAGAUUACAUUGUCACAAGCGAGUUCACCUGAAAUACGAGGAAAAACUUCUCCAUAAAUGUGAUAAGUGUGAUAAAAAAUAUGUUUCAAAAAGUAUGCUGAAAGAUCACAUUGCGGGAGUUCAUGAAAAUCGUAAAGAACAUCAAUGCUCUCAAUGCAAAGAACGUUUCAUUUUCAAAACUUCACUAGAAAGUAAUUUCUCAACUGAUGAAUUCUUGCACAAUUAUCGAAAUUCGGCGACUUUAGAAACCUUCAGAGAUGAUCUCGGAAUUUAUUUGAAGAUUCUUCGUUCAUCUAUGAUCGAACUUAUCAAUGAAGACUAUGCCGAUUUCGUGAAUCUAUCAGCAAAUUUAGUGAAUCUGGAUAAACACAUAAACAAGAUCAGCGAUCCUCUUAAAGAGUUAAAAGAUGAAAUUGUCAGCGUUCGUACAUGUCUUGAAGACUGUAUGAGUGAAAUCAAUGAAUGUCUGAACGACAAACGACGUUUUCAACAAAUCAAGAAAANAUUCCUGCUACAGCAAAAUGAAAGAUGCGAAACUUUCUGCAUCAUUAAAAUCAAAAUAAAUUUCGUGGCAUUGGAAAUCUUCGAAAUGAACGAUCUUUUUAAAAGUAAUUCAUCGGAAGUAGAACUAUGCUUUGAUCAGAACGAGUUCCUGAAGAGUAAUUUCUCAACUGAUGAAUUCUUGCACAAUUAUCGAAAUUCGGCGACUUUAGAAACCUUCAGAGAUGAUCUCGGAAUUUAUUUGAAGAUUCUUCGUUCAUCUAUGAUCGAACUUAUCAAUGAAGACUAUGCCGAUUUCGUGAAUCUAUCAGCAAAUUUAGUGAAUCUGGAUAAACACAUAAACAAGAUCAGCGAUCCUCUUAAAGAGUUAAAAGAUGAAAUUGUCAGCGUUCGUACAUGUCUUGAAGACUGUAUGAGUGAAAUCAAUGAAUGUCUGAACGACAAACGACGUUUUCAACAAAUCAAGAAAAGCCUCAAAACAUUGAAAGUCGUCAGAUCGUCACUAGAAAAACUCACGAAACUUUUAGAGACUAUUGAAUCAAGUGACACAUCAAGUCGAUCAAUUCUACUUGAAAGAGCUGCUCUUGAACACAUUCAACUCCAAUUUAAUGUUAAAUAUUGUAAACAGUUUCUAGAAAGUGACGAGAAGAAGUUGAUUGAUGAGUUGGAAGUGAAAUUGUUAAAAGUUUUGGAAGAAUUCUUUCUGUCAACUUUAUCAACGACAACAUCAACAAAGACGAGCAAUUUGGAAGAUCUUGAAAGAUGUUUGAGGAUUUAUUACACAUUGGAUAAAUGUUCAUUAGCUGAAAGUAUUUUCCGAAAAGAAGUUUUGAGUUUCAUGGAGAAUGUAAUCAGUGAAAAAAGUCUUCAAAACAAUCCAAAUAAUCUCGCUGGCGUUUACAAUCAAAUUCUCGACUUUAUUUCAAUAAAAAUGAAGAAUUUGUUGAGUUUAACAAGGGGAAAAUCGAUUAAGAUUAAAGGUUACAAUUUUCUUUUCAAUAGUUUUUGGAGUGCGAUUGAAGAAAAAAUUGAAACAAAUUUGUCGUCAAUUUUUGCUCCUGGUGAUCCACAAAACUUCUUCCAAAAAUACAAAUGUACGAUUGAGUUCCUAAAACGAAUAGAAAUGAUCAUCGAUGAUCCACGAUUAAUAGAAGAAUUCCAUCAACAUGACCAGUACAUAAAGUUUCAAGGACGAUGGAAUUUGCCAGUUUACUUUCAGAUUCGUUUCCAAGAAAUUGCAACAAGUCUGGAAAAAGUCUGCGAAAUUGAUUGGAAGACUCUUCAACAAAUGUCAAGUGAAUCGAAUCAAAUGCAAGUGAAACCAUUUUUGGAAGCGAUCAAUUGUGUCGCUAAAUGUUGGAUGGAUGGCGUUUAUCUUGAUGAAAUCUUUCCAAAAUUCUUUAAAUUAACACUUCAAAUUAUCGCUCGCGUAAUUCAUUGGGCAGAUGACGUUUUGAAAGAUACUUCGAAUCAAACUGAAGAUCUUCAAGAUUUUUACACAAUUCUUCAUCGCGACAUUUCAACAUUCACUUUAAAACUUCUUCAAAUCGAAGAACUCGUCAUACAAAAGUGGUCAGAAAAUCAAAAAAUGAAGGAAAUCAUCGAUGAGAAUUCAAUUAAAAGCUGCUUCAAUGAACCAAGAGAAUCAUUAAAAGAACACCAAAAAAAGAUUGAAAAGCAAAUUGUUGAAAAGUUGAUGAUCACUUCUUUCAAAUCUAUUAAGAAUGUCCAAGACAUUCCAAGAUUAUUCCGUAAAACAAAUCGCGAUGUUCCUACAAAACACUUGCCAUAUGUCGAUCAGAUUGUUCGUCCAAUUGGAGAUUUCGUCGAUAAAAGUUCGAAGAAUUAUCACGGCGAUGUUGUAAGAAGUAUUCUUAAAGAAACAUUUAGUCAAUUAACAAUUCAAUAUUACAAAUCAGUUGAUGAAGUAUUAACAUCAGUUCAGAAGACUGAAGAAUCUUUGAGACGUUUAAAGAAUCUUCGUGAGAAAUCAUUACAAACGUCAACAUCCGGAGACAAGCCAAUCAUGACAGAUGAUGAUAAAAUUCGAUUGCAACUUCAAAUCGACAUUAUGUAUUACGUCAGUUACAUUGAAUCACAACAACUUAAACGAGAAGAUAUCGACAGUCUUCUAGCACUUGUCAAUCUCAUCGAUGACAUUACAAAAAUUAAAUUUUCUGCUACAUAAAAAUGGAAAAUUUUAUAAAAUAAAUUUAUUCGUCAUCUUCUUUAAUCAUUUGUUCAAUUAUUCGCUUCCGCUCUUCUGCUUGUCUCAUUUGUCGUAGAACUAAACUUUCGUAGUCGGUUGAAGUUACAGUUGUGCCUGAUUUUCGAUUUUUUGGUGCAUCGCCGAUCCAUGAAAGUUUCAAUGGAUUCUCAAGGAUUCCUUUUUCAUAAGCAAUCGCCAUUUCACCAGCAUCUUGUGUUUUAAACUCAACAACUCCACUUCCCUUUUUCUUACUCGAUACAAGAAGAACGACAAUGUCGCCGUAUUUGUUAAGGAAUUUCGUGAGGUUCUCGUGAUUGUAACCGCCAUUUAACGAAUCGUUUUUAUCAGUAGACCAUUUAAUUUUAAUUCUAUGUUUUGAAGAAUCCCAUGUUGUCGAAGAGGAACUGAACACAUGACGUUCUUUGUAGAUUUGUUGUCUUAGCAAUUCAUUCUCUUCUUCUAGGAAUUUUUUAUUUUCUCUCAUGAUUCGUUCAAGUUCAGUUUUGAAAAUUUCUUCAGGUGUUUGAGAUUUUCCACUAUAUCCGGUCUUUUUUCCAGCUGCCUCACGUUCCCUUGCUUCGAGAUCAGAUUUCAAUUUUUGACGUUUACUGUCAAGUUGUUGAUUUCGCAAUUCAUUCGCUUUUUUAGCUCGAAGCAUCCGAUCGUAAGCUGAUCUGGCAGAUACAUCAAUUAAAACAGCUAAAGCAUCCUGAAGUUGAUGAAAAAGUUCUGCAGCUUUUGGAUUAUCAGGAUUUUUAUCAGGAUGACAUUCAAGU